AUGGCGAAUUACACUUCGAGGCGACCAGAAAUGCUCGAUAGAUUGUAUGAAGAAGGCAGAUCGAACAUGGUAUAUCGAUAUGCGUUCAAGGAUGCCCAAAAUAGUGAGGCGAUUGCGCUUUUGCCUGAGCAAGAAAAGCUACAGGCAAUUGAGCGCGCUGUCUACAAGAAGCUCUUCGGCGGUGAUCUCACGGAUAAGAAAGACACUACCAAAAACGCAAAUUUUAUGGCUGAGCCCAAGAAAAACGAUGUUUCCCAAUCUAACCACCGUCAAAACCCGGGAAAAUCUGCUACUCCUGUCGCCAAAAAGAAGAACGAUACCCAAGAAGCCAGAGGUCCAGUCGAUUCUAAUACCACAAAGGUGGUUGCCGGCAUCAGUCAUAGGGAUCAAGCCGCAAAAACUCCUCCUCCCGACGAAAGCCAGUUGACGGAUAGACAGAAGCGAGUCUUAAUACUUGCUGUAGAAACAGCCAGACGUGACGCAAUUUUGGACAAGCGCAAUAGAUUGCUGCCAAUGAGACCAGGUGGUAUAAUCGAACAAUUCUCGACAUACGCUCAAGCUACCUCCGACUGCGAGUAUUGCUGGUUUGCUGAAGAUGGUGCACAAAUGAAAGAGGUUGAACGGAAGUUGGAUGUCAAAGUCAUGUUUGUCUUUGAAAAAUCUCAUCGGUUUCGUCUCUGGCCUGAACCAGCAGAUUGGGAUGCCUUUGAAAAGGAUCAUGCGGAGGGAAUGGAAUUGCUUGCUAGAUGCGAGAUAUAUAUGGAAUUCUGGGUUUGGAUCUUCACAUCUACAGGUCGUGUAACAGAUCGAAUUCCAUUGACUUCUUGUCUUGAAUAG
This is a messenger RNA of Botrytis porri, 837 nucleotides long. RefSeq lists its product as uncharacterized. Lineage: Eukaryota; Fungi; Ascomycota; Leotiomycetes; Helotiales; Sclerotiniaceae. The transcript is spliced from 3 exons. The record is from RefSeq and is a predicted model, not a curated record. Bases 1 to 837 code for a protein of 278 amino acids.